AUGGAACAAAAGUAUUUUAUGAAGCAUGUGUAUCUGCUGAGUGACCACGAUGGCAAACGAGAGGCCGGGGGUCCUUACGGGCAAUCCCAGCCCAGCUGCUUCAACCGCGUGAAGAUGGGCUUUGUCACGGGUUGUGCUGUGGGCAUGGCAGCCGGGGCACUGUUCAGCACCUUCUCCUGUCUCAGGAUUGGAAUGCAGGGUCAGGAGCUGAUGGGCGGCAUUGGGAAAACCAUGAUGCAGAGUGGUGGCACCUUUGGCACAUUCAUGGCCACCGGAAUGGGCAUACGAUGCUAA
Messenger RNA from Acomys russatus (golden spiny mouse), 294 nucleotides. RefSeq names its product reactive oxygen species modulator 1-like. The transcript has 2 exons. Lineage: Eukaryota; Metazoa; Chordata; Mammalia; Rodentia; Muridae. The record is from RefSeq and is a predicted model, not a curated record. Bases 1 to 294 code for a protein of 97 amino acids. Gene Ontology annotation, cellular component: TIM23 mitochondrial import inner membrane translocase complex. Gene Ontology annotation, biological process: protein insertion into mitochondrial inner membrane; protein import into mitochondrial matrix.